Messenger RNA from Knipowitschia caucasica, 1077 nucleotides. The record is from the annotation of a GenBank genome assembly. Lineage: Eukaryota; Metazoa; Chordata; Actinopteri; Gobiiformes; Gobiidae.
AUGCCAACUGUCUUCACUGUCAAUCGAACGGCACCACUGCUCCUCCUGCUGCUAUGGGUGAUCUGCCCUUCCAUGGCAACCAACUGGCUCUCCCUGGCGAGGCUGGCCCACUCCAGGCCUGUGUCGGGUGCUGCUCCGUGUGCGCGGCUGAGGGGGCUGACCCCGGGGCAGGUGGGAGUGUGCAGGGCGCGGGGGGAGGUCAUGGAGUCAGUGCGCAAAGCAGCCGAGAUGGUCAUAGAAGAGUGCCAGCACCAGUUCAGAAACCGUCGAUGGAACUGCUCCACGACUCCACGAGGAAUCAAUGUGUUUGGACGAGUCAUGAACCAAGGCACUCGUGAGGCGGCCUUUGUGCAUGCGCUAUCCUCCGCAGCGGUGGCGGUGGCCGUGACGCGCGCCUGCACCCGGGGAGAGCUGGAGCGCUGCGGCUGCGACAGGAAGGUCAGAGGGGUCAGCCCAGAGGGGUUCCAGUGGUCAGGGUGCAGUGAUAACCUCUCUUAUGGGGUGGCUUUCUCCCAAACGUUUGUGGAUGAACCUGAGCGAGCCAAGGGGCUGUCUGCAGGCCGACCGCUCAUGAACCUCCACAACAACGAGGCCGGCAGAAAGGCCAUCCUCCACAACAUGCAAGUGGAGUGUAAGUGUCAUGGCGUCUCCGGCUCCUGUGAGCUCAGAACCUGUUGGAAGGUCAUGCCCCCGUUCAGGAGGGUCGGAGUUGUGCUUAAAGAGCGUUUCGACGGAGCAACAGAGGUUCGGCUGACUCGUAUUGGCUCGCGGCCGGCCCUGUUGCCACGGGACCCCCAGGUCAAACCUCCAGCAGCCAGAGACCUGCUGUACCUUGCCCCCUCCCCAGACUUCUGCCACCUGGACCCUGACAAUGGGAUUCCCGGGACAGCUGGUCGGAGAUGCAAUGGGACCUCCCGUUUGGCUCCAGAUGGCUGUGAGCUGGUGUGUUGCGGUCCAGGCUACAGGGCGGGCCGGGCAGAGGUUGUGCAGCGCUGCUCCUGCAAAUUCUCCUGGUGCUGCUCUGUGCGCUGUCAGCAGUGCAAAAACACCGUCACCAUUCACACGUGCCGAGUGUGA